Messenger RNA from Eremomyces bilateralis CBS 781.70, 2199 nucleotides. RefSeq lists its product as uncharacterized. Bases 163 to 2115 code for a protein of 650 amino acids. Gene Ontology annotation, molecular function: metal ion binding; ATP binding. The transcript has 4 exons. Lineage: Eukaryota; Fungi; Ascomycota; Dothideomycetes; Eremomycetales; Eremomycetaceae. The record is from RefSeq and is a predicted model, not a curated record.
UACAAAUAUACUUAAAGAUAUACAUAGUUCGGAUAUCGUCCAUUUUAGUGAACAGUUCCCUUUAACAGCUGUUGACUGGUAAGCUAAGACGUGAUAUCUGACACCAAGUAACGUGCCUCUACCAAAACCAGAAGUAAACCCGCGUAUAUCGAAUCCUUGAAGAUGAGUUCGAGGCCAUUUAAGAACCUCCUUGUUGCCAACAGAGGCGAGAUUGCUACGAGAAUCAUAUCCAGCGCACGGGAACUGGAACUUGAAACGUUCGCGAUAUAUUCCGGCGAGGACAACUCCCACACUGUUGGGGCCGACCAUGCCUUAAAGCUCGCUUCUCCCGCAUCCUACCUGGACAUCGCGGAAAUUAUUGGAAUUGUCAAAAGCCAUGGAAUCGAAGCCGUGCACCCGGGAUACGGGUUCUUGUCGGAGUCGGCGGAAUUUGCACGGCGAGUCGAGCAGGAAACAGGAGCUUUUGUUAUCGGGCCAGGUGCCCAGAUUUUGCUUCGCACCGGCGACAAGCUUGAAGCGAAGAAAUUGGCAGCAGCAUGCAACGUGCCAACUCUACCGGCAUUGACCACCCCAACAAACUCCAUACAAGUUCUCCAGAAAUUCGCAAGCCAAUGUGGCUAUCCCAUCAUGGUCAAGGCCGUGGACGGUGGCGGUGGACGAGGGAUUCGUCUGAUUCGGUCGGAAGAAGAGCUGGAGAGUUCCGCUAGACGAGCCAUUGAAGAGAGCCCUUCGAAGCAAGUCUUUGCUGAGCGAGCUGCAGUUGACGGAUACCGACAUAUCGAGAUUCAGAUCGUUGGCGAUGGCAAUGGGGACGUACGACAUCUCUGGGAGCGGGAAUGCAGCAUACAAAGGAGGUAUCAGAAGGUAGUGGAGAUUGCGCCUAGUUCGAUAACAGACCGGGCACUCGUUGCGAGAGUUAUCGAGUCUGCUGUGAGCAUGGCGAGAAGCAUCAACUACCGGUCACUGGGGACGUUCGAAUUCCUCGCGAACCCUCAAACGAAGGAGUUCUUUUUCCUCGAAGUCAAUCCGAGGUUGCAGGUUGAACACACCAUAACCGAGUCGAUCACAAGCCAUGACAUUGUCAAGCUGCAGCUGCGGUUGGCUCAUGGAGCGAGAAUUUCCGAGCUCAUGUCACAAACCACGCAGAAUCCGGCUGAACCUCCUGCCCUUCGGUCAGUGCAGCUCCGCAUCACGGCGGAGAACGUUCAAAACGAUUGGUCCCUCAGCAUAGGGAAGAUCUCGUCGUUCCACUUCCCCAGUGGAAAUGGCAUUCGAGUCGACACCAACCUGAUUUCUGGCCAUUCAGCAAUGGUCAGCACCGAUUUCGAUAGUCUGCUGGCGAAGAUCAUUGUGACAGCUCUGUCAUGGGAAGAUGUGGUGGCCAAGGCCAAGAGGGCGCUCGUCGACACGAGGAUCGAAGGAGUGAAAACCAAUCUUGAUGUACUCAAGGGUAUCGUCUCCCACCCUAGUUUCCUAGCUGGGAAGUGUGAUACUCGAUGGCUGGAGGCCACGCAGGUGGAACUUCUACAGACUGGAGAGUCGAUCACCGCACGCGCACCUCGCACCUUUCAAGUUCUGGCCGACUCAUCCUCCCAGGGCGCAUCUUUUGGCCAAACGAGCGUUCUCUUCCGCAAAGGCGAUGCUUGGUCCCUCACCCUGGCCCCUCGCGAUGAUCCGAACGCAAGCGUGACGAAUCAUCUCCAGCUCAUCAAGGUGUUGCGAAAUGAAUUCCCGACGGCAAUGACGGCAGAGAUCAUGUACACACCCAGCGGCGCGACGAAGCCAACGCCAUAUAAGCUGGCUCUUCAAAGCACCACGGCCAGUGCCGGGUCCACGACCAGCACGCAGCGCAAGGGGAAUCCCAAGAAUCCGGCCCACAUCAUCAUCCCGUUCCCGGGCAAGCUUGUGGAGGUGCUUGUGGACGAAGGAGACAUUGUGAAGGAAGGCGAUGUCGUCUGCGUCGUGCAGCAGAUGAAGAUGGAGUUGGAGGUGAGAGCACAUCGGACAGGGCGAAUCACUUGGGUAACUGAAGCGGAGGACGGCGAAGAAGUAGCGGAAGGGACGCUGGCUGCUGAAGUCGAAGGUGAAGGGCCGAGAGUAGAGGCCAAGCUAUAGAGUAUAUAGUAGAGCAUAAGAGAAUACGAACUGAAGAAAGACUUACUUCCUAUUUGUAACUUUCUAUAGUUAUUUGGUUCACGA